AGACCCCGCCUUUAGUGGUAGCAUGUUCCUGCUGAAUCACCGACAAGCUGACUCUGGACAGUUUUACACAUCAAAAUGGCCUCCUCAUCCGUUGGAGAUAAUCAACUGCAGAGGAUAAUCAGAGAUCUGCAUGAUGCUGUGUUGGAGCUGAGUAAAGAACACAAGGAGUGUGCUGAACCUAUUACUGAUGACAGUUCCAACCUGCACAAGUUCUUCUAUAAACUGGAAUACCUGUUACAGUUUGACCAGAAAGAAAAAACAACCUUUCUCGGCCAGAGGAAAGACUACUGGGAUUAUUUCUGCGACUGCCUGAUUAAGAUCAAAGGGGCUAAUGAUGGCAUCCGUUUUGUUAAGUCUAUUCCCGAGCUAAAGACAUCACUGGGGAAAGGAAGAGCCUUCAUUCGCUACUCACUCGUUCACCAGCGCCUUGCUGACACAUUACAACAAUGUCUAAUAAAUCAGAAAGUCACAAGUGACUGGUACUAUGCGCGAAGUCCUUUCCUCAGGUCUCAUCUCACUGCUGACAUAAUCAACCAUCUCUAUGAGCUCAACCAAAUCCAAUUUGACGUUGCAGCCAGAGGUUAUGACCUCGACGCAGACUGGCCAACCUUUGCCAGACAAACGUUAGGCACGCCGGCUUAUUCAUGGAAGCCUCCCAGCCGCUGUUCGAGUGUCAACAGUCUGGUUAGCAGCUAUUCACACUCACAGGCACAGGAGUUUCUACCCAUCCCAGAUUUGAGUCACAAUCUCCUUGGUGAGCUGGGAGAACUGGGGGAACCAUCUCCUUGUAGCAUCGCAGAAAAUCUCCGCAUUGAGCUCGAUCAGUCUGAGCUCAGACAGCAAGAGCUUCUGGUACAGGUUCAGGAAUUAGGCAAAGAGGCAGCUGAACUGAAAGGAGUAAUCAAAGAGCUCAAAGGCCAGUUAUUAUUAACGCAGAAGUCCUCUGACGACACUCGAACAUCAGAUGCCAUAAGAAACUCAGAAGUAGGUAAACAAGAAGCAGAAAAUCACCUCCAUACCUGCAGGGAAACGGUGAAUAGUGAGCUGCAAGUCAGACUCACUGCAGCUGAGAACAGAAAUAUGGAGCUUUUGUCUAAAUUAGAUGAGGCUCUUAAGGAAAAGGGCCAGCAGACAGCUAGUUACUGUGACUCAGCAUGGAAAAUCCAAGAACUGCUGGAUAAACUCAAGACUGCUGAAGAGGAGAGGUUGGAAGCAAAGAGAGAGGCUGAGGACCGGGGGAGGCAUUCUGAGCGCCUGUCCCAGGAACUAAAACUCAGGGAGGACGAGUUGAAAAUCUGUGAGGAGAAGCUGGCUAAAAUAAAAGCAGGGGCUCGUGAAGAGCGAGAGGAGGCGCUCCGACGGCUGGAGGAGCUUCAGGGGGCGGUGGGUCGUAUUCAGGGGGCACUGACGUUGAAAGAGAAGGAGUCUGGAAACUUAAGAGCCCAGCUUCAGGACCUGCAAGCCUCACUGGAGUGUAGAGAGCGCCAGGCAGAGGAACUGAGGAAAAGACUGCAGGAAGAGAGGGAGGAGGUAGAGCAGAGAUGGAGUGCAAGUAGUAGCCAAAAUGAAGAAUUAGAAUCUGAGCUCGUGGACUUGAGAAAAGCACUGAAAAACAGAGAGAAGGAGCUCUCAAUAAGUUCAGAGAGAAUCAAACAUUUAGAGGAGCAGUUGGAGAAGCUAAAUGUUGACAAAGAAAGUCUGAGCUGUAAACCUGCUGAUAAUGAAUUAUCUUCUUGUGAUCAAAUUGAGAACCUUGAGGAGUACAAAAAUCAGUGCAGCGAUCUUAUUGAAAUAAAUGCUAAGCUACUUCAAACAGUUAGAAAGAGUGAAGAGAGCAUCAAUGAACUAGCUGAGAGCAAGGCUGCUUUGCUAGACCAGCUUUCUUCUUUGAGGGCCUCUGAGAAACACCUAAAGGAUAGACUAGAGAUGGCAAAGAUGAGCGUGGAAGACCGGGAGAAAAAACUUAUAGAUGAAAACCUGCAUCUGGAGGAGAUAAUUCAAAAGGCAAUUGUGCAAAAGGAAGAAUCUGAUGCUAAAUUAAAGAGGCUUGAGCUUGAGAACAGGGAGCUUACGGAGGCACAGUUUUUGGUGAAAAAAGAGUUAUCCACAACUCAUGAGGAAGUAGACAUACUCACUGCCAAAGCUUCAAAGUUGGAAAAGAACUUUGCUGUGUCCCAAAAAAGCCAAGCAGACUUGCUGGACAAACUUCAGGAAACUGAGACUAAGCUCAGAGAGCAGACUGUUCAGUGUGGGCUUCUUCAGGCUAGAGUAGGGGAGCUGGAGAACAGGACUGCAGAGCUGCACGACGAAAAAGGAGCAGCAGAAAGCAAUGAGAAAAUGCAAAAGCUCCAUGAUGAGCAUCAGACUUCCUCCAUGGAAACCAAAGAAGCUCCGUUCAGGCUGGUAAUAGCGGAGGCUCAGCUGGAGCUUAACUUGCGGGAGGUGCACAGGCUACAGGAGGAGGUGGUGGAGCUCAGAGCUCAGCUUAUGGCAGGAACAGAGGAGAGAAUGAAAGUUCAGGCCCUGCAGGAGGUGACGGAGGCCUCUAGAGAGGACCUCCGGGUCUUAGCUGAACAACUUAAAGCUCAGGUAGAGGAGCUGAACCGCCGCCAUGUAGAUGAAAUCCUGCGGUCCCGAGAACGUGAGGAAUCUCUUGUCCGUGAGCGUGAUGGUGAAGCUCAGGCCCGGGCAGGUCUGGCAGCUGAGAUAACUGCAUCCAGAGAGGAGCUACACAAACUGAAGCAACGUUAUGAUGCCUUAUGUGUGGAGAACAGCGAGUCCAGGGAGGCGCUGCACAGAGCCAACACAGAGACCGCUGAACUCGGUGUGCACGUGUGCAUGCUCACCGCUGAAAAUGAAGAGGCUCGCCUGCGAUGGGAGAGCUUGUCUACAAGGCUCCAAGAGCUGGAGGAGGAGGCAGCACAAGAAGCAGAGAGACUGAGCACCUGCAUUGAGCAGUUACGUCAGGAGAACCAGCAACUCCGCAGUCAGGUCUGUAUGGAGGGAGAUCUGUUGGAGACCAAGCAGCUCCUGCAGGAUAAGCUAAGCAAGGCCCAGCAGGAUGCUGAAGCUGUGCAGGAGACCAGCCAGGAGGAGAUUCAUACGCUACAGUUCCAACUCAGCAGCCAAGCAAUGAGCCACUCAAACGAAGUCCAGGCUUUGACUGAAACAUUAGAGGAAGCGAAAUUACAGGUGAAGACUGAACAGGGGAAUGUGGCCAGCCUGGAGAACAAAAUCAGAGAGCUAGAGACCCAGAAUCAGAGAUAUUGCCAACAGAUUGAGGAGAAAAACAUCCAGAUGGCCCAGUCUGAAAAUCUCAUCCAGCAGAAAGAAAAUGAGUUAAUCCAUCUGAAAGGGAAUUUAUCAAGGACUGAGGACAGACUAGCAGCAGCACAGCAGGCCUGUCAGGAGUUAAGUGAAAAUCUCCAGAGACUCACAAACGACAGGCAGAGCAUCGAUCUUAAGACAGCUGCCGAACUUGACGAUCUUUACCGAACCAAAAUCAAUUUGGAGGAAAGGCUUGUAGAGCUCAUCAGGGAGAAGGAUGCUCUCUGGCAAAAGACAGAUGCCCUGGAAUUUGAGCAGAAACUGCGGGAUGAGGAGACGGAGAGGGAUGUCAACUACUGUCUCGGCUGUCACAGUCAGUUCAGCUUUUGGCUCCGCAAGUACACCUGCAGACUGUGUGGGCGCCCUUUCUGUUACUACUGCUGCAGUAACACGGUGACCACACAGCAGGGUGGCAGUAAAGAGCGCUGCUGCCUGGACUGCUACAACCAGCACAGCGCAGUGGUUGAGCGCCACCCGCAGGAGGAACCGGUGAACAGCGCACCAGGGACGCCGUUCAGACGUUUGCUUCAGGCUGGAAGGGCUGUGACCGGUGCUGGAGGAGCAGAUGAAGGUGACAAACAGGACGAUGGUGUUUUUGACAUCAUCACAGAGGAGGAAGUGAGUGGCGUCUAUGACAGUGACUCCCACUCUCUUGCCACUGCCUGCUCUCCUGCACAUGGGCAGCAGGGGGCAGCACAACUAAGCAACAGUAACAGUGCAGGAGACCUCACAUCAGAGGACACAGAGGACCUCAGUACUGCUGUUCAGGAUGCAGAAAUCUGCCUGCUCAAGUCCGGAGAACGCACACUGUCUGCUGACUUCACCGUGGAUGAAAUCUCAUCUUUUGGGGACAGUUCUCGAGAGCUCUUCAUCAAGUCCAGCUGUUACAGCACCAUCUCCUUCACCAUAAACAGUCCAGGUCCCACUGUCACCUGGACAUUUACCUCUGAACCUAAGAGCAUCUCCUUCAGCGUGGUCUACAGGGACAGCGCAGACACUCCACUAGAGCAGGCUAAGGUCUUGAUCCCGCUGACCCGCUGCAACUCCCACAAAGAGACAAUCCAGGGAGAACUCAAAGUCCGAAACCCUGGAGAAUACACACUUAUCUUUGACAACUCCUUCUCCAGAUUCAUCUCAAAGAAAGUGCUAUAUCAUCUGAGCCUAGCCAAGCCUGUGGUCUACGAUGGAAGCGACCUCCUUUGAACUGAAGAGAAAGGAGGACGUUCAGGUGCAAAACUGACUUUUAAAAGCUAUUAUUCACCGAGUUCAGACUUA
This is a messenger RNA of Sphaeramia orbicularis (orbiculate cardinalfish), 4602 nucleotides long. RefSeq names its product FYVE and coiled-coil domain autophagy adaptor 1b (gene fyco1b). Gene Ontology annotation, biological process: positive regulation of autophagosome maturation; plus-end-directed vesicle transport along microtubule. Lineage: Eukaryota; Metazoa; Chordata; Actinopteri; Kurtiformes; Apogonidae. The record is from RefSeq and is a predicted model, not a curated record. Gene Ontology annotation, cellular component: late endosome; lysosome; autophagosome. The transcript is spliced from 18 exons. Gene Ontology annotation, molecular function: metal ion binding. The coding region runs from base 76 to 4530 and encodes 1484 amino acids.